AUGCGUUGCAAAUUGAGAGAGAAAGAGAGAGAGAGAGAGAAACAGCGAGAGACAGAGAAAGAGAGAGAGAGAGUGUUCGUUGUUCGAAUGCGACUUAUACACGUGUUGCUGGUGCUGUUGGUUUACACAGUGACCACAAUUGACGGAAAACAUCAAACAAAUGCACAAAGAAGAUGUGUGUCCGCAAGGAAAAACUACUUCAAUUUAUUAAAGACCACAAAGGCUUGCAGUACUGGGACCUACGUGUGUGAGAAGGCGAACGGUGGAAACCUCAGCUGUAUUCAGAAAGAAUUUCUCUGCGAUGGUGAAAGACAUUGCCCGAAUGGCGACGACGAAACCAACUGUGAGCCUGUUUGCCGCAGUGGCGAAUACAAGUGUGAAAGCGGACAAUGUGCUACAUUCUGUAACGGAACGUCCGAAUGUGAUGGUGGAGACGACGAGGAUCGGUGUGCUUGCAGUGUGAACGAGUUUCGCUGUGAUAAUGGUACAUGUGUACCUCGGUGCAAUGGCAAUGCUGAAUGUGACUCCGGCGCGGAUGAGGAAAACUGCCCUUGUCCCAGCGGCCGUGUGAGAUGUUCUAAUGGUACAUGUGCUAUGAAGUGUGAUGGGGCGCGAGAAUGCCCGGAUGGAUCAGACGAAGCCGGCUGUCAAAAAGACUGCGCGCCUACACAAGUGAAGUGCUCAAGUGGGCAAUGCGCUACUCUCUGUAACAGGGACGUUGAAUGUACGGACAUGAACGAUGCUGUGAAAGACGAAGAUCCGUUCUUCUGUUACGGUCGAAUCUGCAGAGGCCAGUCUUCCGCUGUGACAGGAUGUACAACACUUCUCACCUCGGGCUUAUACAGGCUUUGUGGGGGCAAUGGGUCGAUGGGGUGUCAUCCGCUAAAGGGUCGAUUGGAACAAUGUCCGAAUGGUCCGAACAAUCCCUGUAAUGCCAUAUGUGAGCCUUUAACCGACCUGGUCCAAACGUUGGCAUGCAUAGAAUUCGGUUACACAUCGGGCAUUAAAUUGGCUUCUCAAACAUUUGGCAUGUCAACUGGAGAUAUCAUUCCUGUCGAUUGUAGUAUGGAAACGUUGAGUGACUGCCGCGGCGUUGAUGUAACAUGCGACCAGGACGAUGUCUUGCAUAUCGAAUGCACUCCAUAAAAUAUUACCUCGACAUUAUUCUUUUAAAUUGAUAACAAUGGUUGCAAUGAAAUUAAUUAUUUUUCCAUGAUCUUUAUUUCCCUGUUCGUAUAUCUGAUUUCCAUUAGUAAGUUAUAAUCAGACUGAAACAUCAAAUCUGGAUAUUUAAGUAGUAGUUUAGUUUAUGGUAUUUCAUUAUUGUCACUAAACACAACAGUUGAAAACACAAGUUAGUAAAGCAUAAAAAGGAAAUGGGAAACAUGUUUAUUAAUUUUCCAAAUGAGCUUAUGUUAUUUGUGUUUAAAAAAAUCAAAAUGAAGCCUUACUAACAUUUACUUAAUAUGUUACCUUAUUGUUUCAAUUUAUUUUCUGCAUUAUGUAAACUGUGAUUAACAUGUCAUAUAACAUGACCCAUGACUGGAAAUAAAAUUUAUCUUAUCUUAUAUUUUUCAAUAAUUACUGAAAAUAAUUAAUUUAAGAAUAUUUCGAAAGCUUUUUUGUUUUAUUUAUAAAGAUUACAACAUAUGAAUAUGUUGACCAAUCUACAUUUACUUGAUUAUUGCCAUGCAUUCGGAUUUCCUUGUCAAUUAUUUUUUAACAAAAACAACAUCGGAUAUCAAUAGAAGUGGUUCGUUCAAUUUUGAAUUAUAUUAUUAAUUAAAUGAAGUAUUUUAACGUGUAUAUUUAUAUCUAAGUUUAAGUUGAAUGUCACUGAAUUGUAUUAUUGCAAGCAUAAUUAAGAUUCCAAAGAGUUAAAUUAAAAGUACUUCGCGAUCUUCUUCUUAGGUAGUUCAAGUGUUCAGAUUUCAGACAUUGUAAACCGUACAUAUAUAUACGAGGUUGUUUUCAAUGAUAAAUGGCCGAGCAGUUCCGAAUGCCUUUGCAUGUUUAUCAAUGCAUCCUC
This is a messenger RNA of Mya arenaria, 2029 nucleotides long. RefSeq names its product very low-density lipoprotein receptor-like. Gene Ontology annotation, molecular function: protein binding. Lineage: Eukaryota; Metazoa; Mollusca; Bivalvia; Myida; Myidae. The transcript is spliced from 11 exons. The record is from RefSeq and is a predicted model, not a curated record. Bases 1 to 1146 code for a protein of 381 amino acids.